AUGGGUAUUCUUCUGAUAUACCUGCUCCUACGAAUAGGAUUGGCAUUUAGCUCUAAUUUUGGAUAUGUGGAGUGGUCUGACAACGACAAAGAUUCGGAGACCAAGACGCCAAACAAUCGUGACCCGCAAUACCACCCAACGCUGUUUAACAAGCCCGUCACUGAACGCACGGUGGUCGCGCACAAAAUUGAGGAGGACCUGCCCAGGGUGGUGACCGCUUUUCUUCACACGGGAGACUCUGCAACCCUGGAGCAUGUGAACUGCUCACGGCGGUACGAGUUGAGUAGCCUGCGCGGUGGUUCCCUGGUCGCCUCUCACUACUCUCUCCACAGUGUUUUGGAUACUAUGGCGCAUGCCACGAACUUCUUAAACAUGCUUCUACAAGCGAACAGGUCCAGAGAGCAGACGGUGCGAGGCGACAUUCAGUGGUAUCACGCGCUGGUCAGGAGCAUGCUGGAGGGAGACCCCAAAAUCCACCGGGCAGUGGUUUCCUUUCACGCAGAGUCCUCCACACCCGGCCCUCACGUUCUUCUCCAAGCGACAAGAACAGACACGGAUAUAGUUCUUCAAGACCUGUCGUCGUCUGCUGCUGCCCAUCGCCUUAAAAACAGGACGCCGGAUUCAGAGUGGUACAAUGAAUUCAGGGACCGGAGAAAGCCUCACGGUUUCCGUAGAGGCGUGAGCAGAGAUGCCAGAGGCACCCAAGAAGGCUACUUACUUGAUAAAGAUCAGAUCAAGUGGUCUGCCCCCUACCUAGAAUGCGAGAACGGAAACUUUGUCCCAUUCUGGCUUCUGACUUUGUCGGCCGGUUUCUAUGGUUUGAGGGCUAACUCGGCCCCAGAGUUCAGAGGGGUCGUGCGGGUGGAUGUGAAUCUGCAGGAUGUGGACAUUGACCAGUGUUCUAGCAGUGGCUGGUUCGCAGGCACCCACCGCUGUAACCUGACCACUAUGGAAUGUAAGCCGAUCAAUGGCCACGGGUUUGUCCUGGACAAGUACAAGUGCCAGUGCAAGAGAGGAUUCUACCAUCCCAGUCGAGUGGCACUCAAUGGGUUUUCAAGUAAGGAGCGCGGGUCUCAUCGAGAGGAGUCGUUGGAGGUGUCGGGGGGGAAGUGCCUGCCGUGUCGGGAGGGCUGCCCCUUCUGCAGGGACAACCGGCCGUGCCUGGCCACGGAGGACGGCUCUCUGCGGCUCGCCAUCGCCUCCUUCCAGGGCCUCUGCAUGCUCGUCGACUUCAUCGGGAUGCUGGUGGUCUACCACUUCCGACGGAACAAGAGAAUCAGAGCCUCGGGUUUGAUUCUGCUGGAGGCCAUCUUAUGCGGAGCCUUGCUUCUCUACUUUCCCGUGAUGAUAAUGUACUUCCACCCGAGCGUGUUCCGCUGUAUUCUAUUGAGGUGGGUCCGGCUCUUGGGCUUCGCUACUGUCUACGGAACUGUGACUCUGAAGCUUUACAGGGUGCUGAAGGUGUUCCUGUCACGCACGGCGCAGCGUAUCCCCUACAUGACCAGCUGCAGGGUGCUGCGUCUGCUGGGCAUCAUCCUGCUGGUGGUGGGCUGGUUCCUGGUGGCCUGGACCUCCGCAGUGGUGCAGCACCCCGACUGGCAGCGCACCCUCAUCGACGUGGGCAGCACCCCCGAGGGCCUGCAGUUCAGCACGUGCCUGCAGGACCGCUGGGACUACAUGAUGGCUGUUGCUGAGUUCCUGUUCCUGCUGUGGGCGGUGUACCUCUGCUACGCCGUGCGCAGCGUGCCCUCUGCUUUCCACGAGCCGCGCUACAUGGCUGUCGCCAUCUACAACGAGCUCCUCAUCUCAGCAAUAUUCCACAUUAUUAGGUUCUCUUUGGCAUCUGGGCUCCAUCCUGAUUGGAUGCUGACGCUGUUUUUCGUCCACACACACCUGACUGUCACCGUGACACUGGGCCUGAUGUUUGUCCCCAAGUUCUUCUCCUCGGGGACGCACACCAGCAGAGAUGACAUUGCCACGGAGGCUUACGAGGAUGAGCUGGAUAUGGGUCGCUCCGGCUCCUACCUCAACAGCAGCAUCACCUCGGCUUGGAGUGAGCACAGCUUGGAUCCGGAGGACAUACGGGAGGAGCUGAAGAAGCUCUACACCCAGCUGGAGGUCUACAAGAGGAAGAAGAUGCUGGCCAACAACCCGCACCUGCAGAAGAAGCGGAGCUCCAAGAAGGGCCUGGGCCGCUCCCUCAUGCGCCGCAUCACCGAGAUCCCCGAGUCCAUGAGCCGGCAGUGCAGCCGCGAAGACCGAGAUCGGGACGGCAGCGAGCACGGGAGCAACCGCAGCACGCUCAGGAGGAGCCACCACCCGGACUCCCGGCCGAGGGAGGACUCGCUGAGGAACAAGAUGUUCCCCGUCAAGAGGUCGCACAGCUACGACCACGUGUGCGACCAGAACGGGGACACGACGACGCCGAGCGCAAACACGUCGACCGAGAAGCUGGAAGCCCCCCCCCCCAACACGGAGGCCUCUCUGCUGGACACGCUGAUGGGGAGGAAGGCCAAGAAGGCCACGCCCCAGGAGACGCCGAAACAAGUGCAGCCCGCCGAAUCGGCCGAGUCCGUACCGCUGGUGUGCAAGUCCGUCAGCGCCCACAACCUCACCGCCGACAAAAAGCCCAUCCAGCUCAGAACCACCAUCAUGCAGAAGUCCCUGAGUGUGAUCGCCAGCGCCCGCGAGCGGACCCUGGGGCUGACGGGGAAGACUCAAAGUGUGGAGGACGCCAGCAAGAAGGGCCAGAAGGCCAAAGAUGGCAGACUAUCGGAGGUGGACGAGUCCCCCGAGUGCUACCCCCCGAAGAUGAUCAUCAGCCAGUCCGUGGAGUACACCAAGACGCCCUGCAAGAUGGGCAUCAUGAAGCAGCGCGAGGUGAGCGGGAGCCAGCCCUCCAUCUGCUCCGAGCCGGGCCGCAGCAAGGAGCUGUACGACCUGUCCGAGGUCUGCCCCUGGGAGCUGGAGGACCUGCCCACGCCCUCCUCCGAGGGGAAAACCCAGAAGCACGUGUCCAUCUCCAUCGCGCCGUGUGAGACAACAUACCCAACGACGGCAGCCCACAGUGGCAGUGGCAGUGGCAGCAGCUCCUCCAAGAGUGGUCGGUCCCAGCAGAAGCAGAGAGGCAGCGCGGGACAGUCACCUGCAGCCAGCCGCCGCCGCUCCAGAGACAAGGCAGGAGGAGGAGAGACGAGGGACGAGAUGCCGAGGAAGCCCAGGUCUCCACUCAACCUCGUCCCCAACCCGGAGGUGUGUCCGUGGGACAUGGAGGAGCCUAUGGGCAAAGUCAGGGAGGGUGCCGGGCUGUCUCCGGACAGGAGCGGCCGCAAGAAGAGCGUCACCCCCACGGACGGCAAGCCCAAGGUGCUACACUCGGACCACUCCAAGUCCACGGGGAGUCUGCUGCAGCCGCCCGCGCUGAUGGUGGAGAUCUGCCCGUGGGAUUACGACGCCCCGCCGCCGACGUCCCCGAAGCAGGACAGGGCGCUGAGCCCCACCUACCACUCCCGACCCAAGGACUCCUCUCACUCCAAGAGGAAAGGGUCCUGCUCCUCCAGGGGCAAGGACAGGGAUCGGGAGGAGGACGAGGGCAGGACGAGGCGUCCGUCCAAGAGCAAGGAGAGGAGGAGCUCGUCCAGCAAGGGCUCGGACAGGCGGCGCGUCAGCCAGUCCUCCGACAGCGGGCAGGUCGUCGCGGCAACCAGCAGCGGAAGGCGACGGAGCUCGACUCGGGAAGCAGGUUUGACGGAAAGCAGAAGAGCCGAGAUUUGCCCGUGGGAAACAGAGCAAACUGUGCCUGAUGACGCCGCCGCCGCCACCAAGGAUGGCGCCUCUACCAGUGUCUCUACAGCAAGAGACAAGCCGUCACAUCCUAAUCCCGCCGGGAAGCUGAAAAGUGUGAACAUGGAGGACGUUUGCCCGUGGGACUUUUAGGACAACUCUGGCAGGUAAAAAGCGCAUGAUUCUUGAUUGUACGCUCUGAAGCUGUUUCCUCCUGACAGCUUCUUCAGUCUGAACUUUUCGAUGUAAGGAACCCAGAAGGCGACAUUGAAGAAUGAACAAUGAGUUUUUCAAAGUUGCCUUGUCAAUUUUUUUUGGUCGGUGUCCUCUGAACAAGCAUUCCAAAAUGUUUUCAAGUAUUUGUUAAGCUGUAACAGACAAGUCGUUCUUAGUGCAUUAUAGAACUCAAAGACAUGUUACCACUAUGUAAAGAGUGAAUGUUAAAUGCAUCACUUGUACUGUGUUUGUAUGGUCAUAUGGCUUUGGUUCUUUGCUCUUCUCUGAAUGACCGCACAAAUGCAUGGGUGUACACACACAAUACCUAGAUCUGCCAAUUGGUAAACACUGGCUGGUGCCGGAUGACUUUUGUGAUGAUUAAUGAGGAAGCUGUUGGUGAAGAUGGAGCUUACAACAUAACAAAGAGACAAUGAACACAUUUAACUCUCCAUUCAGUGCCCUUCUGUAACAAGCACAACAUACUGCAUUAUUGGGGAGGCUUCUUGUAUAUAACCAGUUAAAUGAAACUGUGUCAUGCAGUUUUUUUUUCUUGAAGUGUUAAUACAUACACGUACAAGACAGACAAUGACACACGCAUACAC
Messenger RNA from Engraulis encrasicolus (European anchovy), 4601 nucleotides. RefSeq names its product G protein-coupled receptor 158b (gene gpr158b). The record is from RefSeq and is a predicted model, not a curated record. Lineage: Eukaryota; Metazoa; Chordata; Actinopteri; Clupeiformes; Engraulidae. Gene Ontology annotation, molecular function: G protein-coupled receptor activity. Gene Ontology annotation, cellular component: membrane. Bases 1 to 3936 code for a protein of 1311 amino acids. Gene Ontology annotation, biological process: G protein-coupled receptor signaling pathway. The transcript has 11 exons.